UCCGGCGGCUCGUUUCCCGAGCGCGGCGCGCCUCCACCAAGCGCGCAGGAAGUGACGUCACGGCGUCAACAUGCAAGAUGGCGACGCAUCACAGGCAGAAUGCAGCGGGGCGCAGGAAAGUGCAGGUGUCAUAUGUGAUCAGAGAUGAAGUGGAGAAAUAUAAUCGUAAUGGAGUCAACGCGCUACAGCUGGAUCCGGCUCUUAACCGUCUCUUCACCGCUGGACGAGACUCCAUCAUCAGAAUAUGGAGCGUUAACCAGCACAAGCAGGAUCCGUACAUCGCGUCAAUGGAGCAUCACACAGACUGGGUGAAUGAUAUCGUCCUCUGCUGUAAUGGAAAAACAUUGAUAUCAGCGUCCUCGGACACUACAGUGAAGGUUUGGAACGCACACAAGGGCUUCUGCAUGUCAACGCUGAGAACACACAAGGAUUAUGUGAAAGCGCUAGCCUAUGCUAAAGAUAAAGAGCUGGUGGCGUCGGCAGGGCUGGACCGUCAGAUCUUCCUGUGGGAUGUGAACACGCUCACAGCUCUUACUGCCUCAAAUAACACUGUCACCAACGUGUGUUUGUCUGCUUCAGCGUCGUCUCUCAGCGGGAACAAAGACUCCAUCUAUAGUUUGGCCAUGAAUCAGAUGGGGACUGUUAUCGUGUCGGGAUCCACUGAAAAGGUGCUGAGAGUGUGGGAUCCACGGACCUGUGCCAAACUGAUGAAGCUGAAGGGACACACGGACAAUGUGAAAUCCCUGCUGUUAAACAGAGACGGCACUCAGUGUCUUUCAGGAAGUUCAGACGGGACCAUUCGGCUCUGGUCACUGGGUCAGCAGAGGUGUAUCGCCACGUACCGCGUUCACGAUGAGGGCGUCUGGGCGCUGCAGGUCAACGAAGCCUUCACGCACGUCUACUCCGGAGGUCGUGACCGUAAGAUAUACUGCACAGACCUGCGCAACCCGGACAUUCGUGUGCUCAUAUGUGAAGAGAAAGCACCCGUGUUGAAGAUGGAGUUGGACAGGUCAGCUGAACCACAUUCUGCCAUCUGGGUUUCCACCACCAAGUCUACAGUUAAUAAAUGGUCUCUGAAGGGGAUUCAUAAUUUCCGAACGUCGGGGGAUUAUGACAAUGACUGCAGUACUCCACUGACACCCCUGUGCACACAGCCUGAGCAUGUUAUCAAAGGUGGAGCCAGUAUAAUUCAGUGCCACAUUCUGAAUGACAAGAGACACAUUCUCACCAAAGACACCAAUAACAGCGUGGCAUACUGGGAUGUGCUGAAGGCGUGUAAAGUUGAAGACUUGGGUAAGACAGAGUUUGAUGAAGAAAUCAAAAAAAGAUUUAAGAUGGUUUAUGUGCCAAACUGGUUUUCAGUGGAUCUCAAAACAGGGAUGCUGACUAUAACAUUAGAUGAGAGCGACUGUUUCGCCGCCUGGGUUUCGGCUAAAGACGCGGGAUUCACAAGUCCUGACGGAUCAGACCCCAAACUGAAUCUUGGCGGUCUGCUGCUUCAGGCUCUGUUGGAGUUUUGGCCGCGCACACACAUCAAUCCAAUGGAUGAGGACACAGAACUGAAUCACACCAGUGUGAACGGUGAACACGAGAGCAGGACACAGAAAGGUAACGGAUAUUUCCAGGUUCCAGCACACACGCCAGUCAUCUUCGGUGAGGCGGGAGGCAGAACGUUAUUCCGGCUGUUGUGUCGUGACUCGGGAGGUGAGACGGAGUCCAUGUUACUGAACGAGACCGUCCCGCAGUGGGUCAUCGACAUCACAGUGGAUAAAAACAUGCCCAAAUUCAACAAAAUCCCCUUCUACCUCCAGCCUCACUCAUCAUCUGGAGCAAAGACAUUAAAGAAGGAUAGGCUGUCUGCCAGUGACAUGUUACAGGUGAGGAAGGUGAUGGAACACGUCUACGAGAAGAUCAUUAAUCUGGACAGCGAGUCACAGACGGGCGGAUCGACCGCAGAGAAACCCAGCGAGCAGAAGGAGGAGGAAGACGUCUCGGUUCUCGCAGAAGAGAAAAUUGAGCUGCUCUGUCAAGAUCAGGUUUUGGACCCCAACAUGGACCUAAGGACGGUGAAACAUUUCAUCUGGAAAAGUGGAGGUGACCUGACGCUUCACUACCGGCAGAAGUCCACGUGAGAUCGGCCCGGUGCUGUCGCUAUGGAAACACCCAGCAGUUCAAAGCUUCACAUUCACUUCACAUUCAAAGCACACGCUCACCUGCACUUCCUGGUUCUGUCUGAUCAUCUUCCACACACAAACCGCUCCAUCACGCAUGUCCAUCCGGAUGGAAACGGGAAGGACUUUGACGAACGGAUUGGCGGUUUACAGAAACGCGUCUCCCUGUUCUCUUGUUUUAUUUGUGUAUGGGAUAUGCCACCUGAACGCUUUCCAGUAAGACGUUUGUUAUUUUCAUAGCGUGAACUCAAUGGAUGCCAUAUAUUGGAUGUGUCGGACUGCUUGAAUUUUCUUCUCGUUUUACAUUCCAGUGAUGUGUUUGUUGCCAACAACGUUUUGAAAUCCUUCCCGCAGCAUGCUGGGAAAAUAGAAAGGCAAAAAACGGAAGAUUGCGGUCUGGAUCCUGAGCGUGCGUUUAGAAACCUUCCGAUUUGUUGAACGCCUGAGAAAACUCUUCAGAGUGCUCCAAGAACGCGUUUUUUUCCCACAAUGCAUCUGUCGCUGUGCUGUGAUCAUCAAUGCAUUCAUUCUGUACAUAUAUUGUAAUUAGGAGUUUUCUUUUUAAGAAAAUAUACGGGAUCUUCAACACGGUGCUGUUUCAUGUCAAACGUGACUGAUGGAGGCGAAAGCGCUAAAAAGAGAUGUAGAGUUUCUUUAAAGAAAUAAUUCACCCACAAAUCAGUUUUAGGUGAACUAUUCCAUUCAAUGUUUCUAACUCAUUUUGCUUCUGUGAGGAAUCAUGUGGAAGGUCAAACGUCAACGGAGGGCAAAACUCAGUUCAUGUGUUUUAAUUUAUGCAAAACGGAAGCUGUGUUCUGCAAACGUUUGUCAAUCAUGAGAAGAUUUGCACAGUAUAGCGACAUGUAUUCAUGUAUAUAAUCAGACUUUAGUUUAAAGAUAAGCCCAUACUGAUAGUUCUACAAAUGUAAACCCUACUGAAACUUGAGAAGGGUUCCAAGUGUCCAUGACUUCUGUAUUUAUGCUUCCUGUGUUGAUUGUAAUUAUAUGCAGUAUAUUUUGGGUAAAUAACAGCUUAAUAAAUUAACCAUUAAUAAACCAUUUAGAA
Molecule: messenger RNA, 3237 nt
Organism: Triplophysa dalaica
Lineage: Eukaryota; Metazoa; Chordata; Actinopteri; Cypriniformes; Nemacheilidae
Gene: wdr48a
Product: WD repeat domain 48a
Exons: 19
Coding region: 78-2132 (684 amino acids)
Biological process (GO): protein deubiquitination; double-strand break repair via homologous recombination
Molecular function (GO): ubiquitin binding
Source: RefSeq, a predicted model, not a curated record